Molecule: messenger RNA, 783 nt
Organism: Phycomyces blakesleeanus NRRL 1555(-)
Lineage: Eukaryota; Fungi; Mucoromycota; Mucoromycetes; Mucorales; Phycomycetaceae
Exons: 5
Coding region: 81-638 (185 amino acids)
Biological process (GO): protein transport
Cellular component (GO): lysosomal membrane
Molecular function (GO): GTPase activity; GTP binding
Source: RefSeq, a predicted model, not a curated record
CCUCUUCUUUUCUUUGUAUACUCUUUUUCCUUUGAACUCAUUGCUAAUAAAAACAAAAAACAAAAACAAACAAAAAGAACAUGGCCAGCAUUCUACAGUCACUCCUCGACUGGCUCCGUAGCCUCUUCUUCAAGACUGAAAUGGAGCUGACAUUAGUCGGUCUUCAAAACAGUGGAAAAACCACUCUAGUGAACGUAAUUGCAUCGGGUCAGUUUAUUGAGGAUUCCAUUCCUACCGUGGGUUUCAACAUGCGCAAAGUAACAAAAGGAAAUGUAACAAUGAAGCUCUGGGAUAUUGGAGGGCAACCUCGGUUCAGGAGCAUGUGGGAAAGAUAUUGUAGAGGAGUCAACUCUAUUGUAUUUGUGGUGGAUGCGGCUGAUCACGAUAAACUCGAGAUAGCACACAACGAACUUAAGAGUCUGUUGGAGAAACCCCAGCUUGCUAAUAUUCCUGUAUUGGUCCUGGGCAACAAGAAUGAUCUUCCCGAUGCCUUGACUGCUGAACAACUUAUCGAUGUCUUACAACUCAAACUGAUCACUAACAGAGAAGUAUCCUGCUAUUCGAUCUCUGCCAAGAACCAAGUUAAUAUCGAUUAUACUCUUCAGUGGUUGAUCAAGAAAGGAAAGGGUCAAAAGUAACUUUUGUGUAUCAAAAAAAUCCCGUGUUAUUUAUUCUAUCUUAUUCUCUCCUUCUUCCUUUUAUUUUCUUGUCAUCCCACUUGCAUCCUAUUGUGCGUAUACCACCCCUUCCAAAAAAAAAAAGAACAAAUUCUAUUCUCACCUU